Exophiala oligosperma is the source of this 2118-nucleotide messenger RNA. RefSeq lists its product as uncharacterized. NCBI's taxonomy places the organism in Eukaryota, Fungi, Ascomycota, Eurotiomycetes, Chaetothyriales, Herpotrichiellaceae. The transcript has a single exon. The coding region runs from base 1 to 2118 and encodes 705 amino acids. Gene Ontology annotation, molecular function: protein binding. The record is from RefSeq and is a predicted model, not a curated record.
AUGUCGAACGCCAGAUCCCUGCAUCAUCCAAGAGAUGCGUGGGAAAUAUGGAGAGAGGCCAUCGGCCAUUUAUAUCUCGCCGAGAAUAGAACAUGCGGAUACAUUAAGGCCUUCCUCAUUUCAAAUCACUUCCCUUGCAGCGAAAGGCAGAUCAAGAAUCGACUCAGAGAUUGGAAGUUAGAACGCAAAAAGACCCCGUCUCAACAUUACCUAGCGAUGAUGUCAGUUGCAAACAAUGAGCGGAAUGCUGGGUAUGAAAUCGUGUUUAAAGUACCAAAGCGCUGGGGUACGGAACACUUCAACCUUAAGAAGAUCAAAAAGGAAUGUGACAGGGUUAAGAAAAGGUUCGGCAGAGCUCAUGACGACUUUUCACUCCCAUCACUUGAAAAUGCCAGGCUAGUGCUACGGAAUGCUGGCAUUACUCCAUUUUUAGGUCGGCCAGCACCUUAUCCAGAUAUCUCGGGCGCCCCUGGUGACUAUAAGCGAUACUCUCUUGGAAAUCCCUUCGCAACCUACACGGGUUGGAUAGUCCCAAGUGACGACAGUGUCCAAGUCAGCGGGGGAGACUUCGAAAGAAGAUCUGUCUGCAUAUUUCUCGAGAACCCACCCACUUGCCAUUCUUCUCCCACGGCGGUCCAGACUUCUGCUAUACAAGUUGAUAACUUGUGUACGAUUGCAAGCUGUGAUGACCUGGCCUCUUCUUUGCCCAUGUCAGUUGUCGUGAAGAACCCACCCAGUCCCCAGUGGCCUCUAUGCGAAGAUAAUGGCAUGAAUUGGGAGCCAUGUAUUCUGGAUGAUCAGCCAAGGUCUUUGGCCUAUCCCGAGCCGACCACUGUUUUACAUGAUACCUUACCUACGGUAGCUCUUUGUCCUGAUAGAACAAGCUUUGUGAUUGCUCUACUGGACACACGGUCAGGCUUUACAAGCCUUCAAUGUUAUGACUUCAAGGAAGAGCCAAUGACCAACUUUGAGAUUUCCAGAAAUCAGGACAUCAUCAUGAAAGAAGGAAACUAUAAUAGUUUGCAUGCAAAUCAGUAUUCCAAGCCCGUUGAAAGUGGAUUAUUCCGUCGCGGUAUCGACAUUGGCCCGAUGGAUAUUUCACACAGUUCGCAAGAUCCUAAAGACUUUGUCAACGAUAUCACGCAAGAUGAUGACGAAAGUCGGGUCGUCUACGGACUACUUGAUGGAGUUGGUGAAUGGCUCCUUCCAACUCUUAUUUGGAUGCAGGUGAUUCUUGCAUCAGAUGGCCGAGAGAAAGAUCUGAAACAAUUCCUCUCCAACACCUGCAAUACACUUGAACAAGCGCACUAUCUCGAAAACAAGGAUGCCUUUGCUGUGCCAUUUCGCUAUGUUUGGGCGGAUCUUAUUCGGCACUCCAACGGCCGUAUUUACUGGGGCCAGAAGCUACCCUUUGCGCAGACUCAAAUCAUAAACAUUCAGGGAUUUUACCAUCCGAAUACCUUCAUCAUCGAACAUUACACCGCGUGGUGUGAUAUGUAUUGCGGUCGACUCAGAAAAGGCGUCACGACCUUGAAAGCUUCUCUUGCUGUCUGCGAGGCGUACUUGGGACUCGACAGCAUCGUGACCAUCACCCGCUGGGUCCUCAUCUCCCGCGGUCUGGAGAAACAAGAUAAUCUGGACGAGGCCCUCGUGUAUAUUACGAAAGCCACGAAGCAGUUGAACGGCAGUCGUUCCGACCUAGCGAAAUAUCGAUUUAUGAUUUUACACAGACGUGGGGUAAUCGAGCUACAGACCAACAGACUGGAGGAGGCGGAACAGCAUCUUCUCGCUGCGUUGCUUGGUCGCUUCGAAGUGUGCGGUCUGGAGGAUAACGCGACGUGGUCGAGCGUCUCUCAAUAUACCCACGCAUUGGUACUGACCGGACGAGUCGAUACAGCCACUGAAGUGUCGGAUUACUUUACCCGACGUCUCAAUUGGGAACGCAACCUCGAAUGGACCAUCGGGCACCAAGAAGAUCUCGAUAUCCCUGACCCUCCGUCCUGGAUGUCAGCUGAGUUUCAUUCUAAAGCAGCAAAGCUUGCCUCAACAAAGCUUGCCUCAACAAAGCUUGCCUCAACAAAGCUUGCCUUAGGCUACUGUGUUAUCGACGGGCCUUGA